Messenger RNA from Sabethes cyaneus, 837 nucleotides. Its product is annotated as probable serine/threonine-protein kinase clkA. NCBI's taxonomy places the organism in Eukaryota, Metazoa, Arthropoda, Insecta, Diptera, Culicidae. The record is from RefSeq and is a predicted model, not a curated record. The transcript has a single exon. The annotation marks the transcript as partial.
AAUAAUAAUAAUAAUAAUAAUAAUAAUAAUAAUAAUAAUAAUAAUAAUAAUAAUAAUAAUAAUAAUAAUAAUAAUAAUAAUAAUAAUAAUAAUAAUAAUAAUAAAAAUAAAAAUAAAAAUAAUAAUAAUAAUAAUAAUAAUAAUAAAAAUAAAAAUAAUAAUAAUAAUAAUAAUAAUAAUAAUAAUAAUAAUAAUAAUAAUAAUAAUAAUAAUAAUAAUAAUAAUAAUAAUAAUAAUAAUAAUAAUAAUAAUAAUAAUAAUAAUAAUAAUAAUAAUAAUAAUAAUAAUAAUAAUAAUAAUAAUAAUAAUAAUAAUAAUAAUAAUAAUAAUAAUAAUAAUAAUAAUAAUAAUAAUAAUAAUAAUAAUAAUAAUAAUAAUAAUAAUAAUAAUAAUAAUAAUAAUAAUAAUAAUAAUAAUAAUAAUAAUAAUAAUAAUAAUAAUAAUAAUAAUAAUAAUAAUAAUAAUAAUAAUAAUAAUAAUAAUAAUAAUAAUAAUAAUAAUAAUAAUAAUAAUAAUAAUAAUAAUAAUAAUAAUAAUAAUAAUAAUAAUAAUAAUAAUAAUAAUAAUAAUAAUAAUAAUAAUAAUAAUAAUAAUAAUAAUAAUAAUAAUAAUAAUAAUAAUAAUAAUAAUAAUAAUAAUAAUAAUAAUAAUAAUAAUAAUAAUAAUAAUAAUAAUAAUAAUAAUAAUAAUAAUAAUAAUAAUAAUAAUAAUAAUAAUAAUAAUAAUAAUAAUAAUAAUAAUAAUAAUAAUAAUAAUAAUAAUAAUAAUAAUAAUAAUAAUAAUAAUAAUAAUAAUAAUAAUAAUAAUAAUAAUAAUAAUAAUAAUAAUAAUAAUAAU